This is a messenger RNA of Solea senegalensis (Senegalese sole), 5483 nucleotides long. It is a transcript of the gene abcc8, whose product is annotated as ATP-binding cassette, sub-family C (CFTR/MRP), member 8. The record is from RefSeq and is a predicted model, not a curated record. Gene Ontology annotation, molecular function: ATP hydrolysis activity; sulfonylurea receptor activity; ATP binding. The coding region runs from base 408 to 5327 and encodes 1639 amino acids. Gene Ontology annotation, biological process: transmembrane transport; potassium ion transport. NCBI's taxonomy places the organism in Eukaryota, Metazoa, Chordata, Actinopteri, Pleuronectiformes, Soleidae. The transcript is spliced from 40 exons. Gene Ontology annotation, cellular component: membrane.
CCUCUGCCACUGUGAUGGCAUACGUGACGACUGCUCGCUGUGACCCAUGCUGCUGUAACCCGCCGGUCGACGGUCAGACACCGACGGUGACCCCCCGCUAGGCUGAAGACCUGCCUUGCUCUUUGUCUCCCUCCUUCACUCCUUCCUCCUCCUCCUUCUCCUCGGUACCCGGGUUCAGCACCGUGGACAGCUCCCAUCCGCCGACCUGCACCGUCUGCGCUCUGAUGCGCAGACACAAGUAGGACAGUGAGAAGUCGACUGCACUGUGGAGCACAUGAGAGAAGAUUGCGACAGUCUGGCCGGUUUUUCCUUCCCUUUUCUUAUUUUUCUCACAUCCAGGCGACGCAUGUGAAAGAGCUGAAGAGCGGUUUAUUUGGGGGGAGUCAGGGAAACCAGGCCGAAUCACAAUGAUCUCACGGUAUAAACCGAGUCCUGGUUCCACCAUGUCCUUGGCAUUCUGUGGGAACGAGAAUAACUCCAUGGCCUAUAAUGUGGACGCUGGGGUCCUGAACAAUGGCUGUUUCCUGGAUGCGCUCAAUGUGGUGCCACAUGUCUUCCUCCUCUUCAUCACCUUUCCCAUCCUCUUCAUUGGUUGGGGCAGCCAGAGUUCAAAGGUCCACAUCCACCACAGCACCUGGCUUCACUUUCCUGGUCACAACCUACGCUGGCUCCUCACCUUCAUCCUGCUCUUCAUCCUUGUCUGUGAGAUUGCAGAGGGCAUCGUCUCUGACGGAUUCAGCCAAUCUCACCACCUCCACCUGUAUAUGCCGGCAGGUCUGGCCUUCAUGGCUGGAAUCACCUCUAUAAUCUACUAUCAUAACAUCGAGACGUCCAACUUUCCAAAACUACUACUAGCUCUGCUGAUCUACUGGGUGCUGGCAUUCAUCAUGAAGACCAUCAAGUUUGCCAAAUACACAGAACAUGGUAUCGGCCCCAGGCAGCUACGCUACUGCAUCACUGGACUGCUGGUGCUGCUCUAUGGACUACUACUCGCUGUGGAGAUCAAUGUCAUCCUGGGCAGGCGCUACAUGUGUUUUGCAAACCCCACAGAGGUGAAGCCCCCUGAGGACCUUCAGGACCUGGGUGUUCGAUUCCUGCAGCCCUUUGUGAACCUACUGUCCAAAGCCACCUACUGGUGGAUGAACACUUUCAUUACCUCUGCUCACAGACGACCCAUUGACCUCAAAGUCAUCGGCAAACUGCCCAUUGCAAUGAGAGCCCUUACCAACUAUAUAAAGCUGCGGCAAGCCUUCGAAGACCAGAAGAGGCCUCAGGACACAGCACCACUGGGUCCAAAGUGGAUCUGGCAGGCCUUAAGAAAAGCGUUUGGGAGGCCGCUCAUACUCAGCAUCACAUUCCGCUUCUUAGCCGACCUCCUGGGCUUUGCCGGUCCACUCUGCAUCUCGGGCAUCGUCCACCACAUCAGCAAGGACAACCGCACCAUUCAGCCGCCGAUGAGGUUGCUCGGUAUCUAUUUCAUUUCCUCCAAGGAGUUUCUGGAAAAUGCAUAUGUGCUGGCUGUGCUGCUCUUCCUCGCCCUGCUCCUGCAGAGGACCUUCCUCCAGGCAUCUUACUAUGUGGCCAUUGAAACUGGCAUUAACCUGCGUGGAGCCAUACAGACAAAAAUCUACAACAAGAUCAUGCGUCUGUGCACCUCCAACAUGUCCUUGGGUGAGCUAACAGUUGCUCAGAUCUGCAACCUGGUUGCCAUAGAUACCAACCAGCUGAUGUGGUUCUUCUUUCUGUGUCCUAACCUGUGGGCCAUGCCAGUUCAGAUUAUCGUGGGAGUCAUCCUGCUCUACUACCUCUUGGGAAUCAGUGCCUUGAUUGGAGCGACCGUCAUCGCUGUGUUAGCACCCGUACAAUACUUUGUGGCCACGAAGCUGUCACAGGCACAAAAGAGCGCUCUGGAAUACUCCAGUGUGCGUCUGAAGAAGACCAACGAGCUGCUGCGGGGCAUCAAGCUUCUGAAGCUUUACGCUUGGGAGAACAUCUUCUGUGACAGUGUGGAGGAGACCAGGGGCAAAGAGCUCACCAGCCUGCAGGCCUUCGCUUUCUACACGUCCAUAUCCAUUUUCAUGAAUGCAGCUAUUCCCAUCGCAGCUGUAUUGACGACUUUUGUGGUUCAUGUUCACAUCUCAGAGGACGCUGAUCUGUCCCCAGCUGUGGCCUUUGCCUCUUUGUCCCUCUUUCACAUCCUGGUCACCCCCCUCUUCCUACUCUCCAGUGUGGUGCGCUCCACCGUCAAGGCUCUGGUUAGUGUACAGAAGCUCAGUGAGUUUUUCUCAAGCGAGGAGAUUGGAGAUGAACAGGAGCCCAGAGCGGUGUUAACAUCUGGCUCCAGUAAUCACAACCAAAACAGAUACCAGGCUGUGUCAUCCUUAAAAUCUUUCCCUUCAUCGUCCUCCUCCUCUCUGUCGGGGGGCCACCAGCCCCUGAAGGUGGUGAACCGGAAGCGCGCUCCGAGGGACGACUGGAACAACUACAGCUCGGCGGGGGACCAUGAGGGCGAUGGACCCUCACAGGACAUGGACCAUGACAUUUGUAUCAAGUUAACCAGUGGCUAUUUUACCUGGACUGACGGACCACCGACACUUUCCAAUGUGGACAUCAAGAUUCCUUUUGGUAAACUCACGAUGAUCGUGGGCCAGGUGGGCUGUGGAAAAUCGUCUCUGUUGCUAGCAGCGCUGGGAGAGAUGCAGCGAGUGUCAGGGUCCGUCACCUGGAACAGCCUGCCAAGUCUGGAGUGUGAGAGAGAUGAAAGUCCCACAGAAAGAGAUGCAGCCGGAGAUGGAGACGUCAGGAAGAGAGGUCCUGUCGCCUAUGCUUCCCAGAAGCCCUGGCUGUUAAACGCCACUGUUGUGGAGAACAUCACGUUUGAGAUGCCCAUGAUAAAACCAAGAUACAAAGCCGUCAUCGAGGCCUGCUCUCUUCAGGCUGACAUUGACAUCCUUCCACAGGGAGACCAGACAGAGAUCGGAGAGCGGGGCAUCAUUCUGUCCGGUGGACAGAAACAACGGAUCAGUGUGGCCAGAGCCUUGUACCAGCAGACCAACGUCGUCUUUCUGGAUGACCCAUUCUCUGCCUUAGACAUCCACCUGAGUGACCACCUGAUGCAGGACGGUAUCUUGAAGUUCCUGAGGGAGGAGAAGAGGACGGUGGUGUUGGUUACACACAAACUUCAGUAUCUACCACAUGCAGACUGGAUAAUUGCCAUGAAAGAUGGCACAAUCCAGACUGAAGGGACGCUGAAGGACAUCCAGAACACUGAGGCAGAACUCUUCGAGCAGUGGAAAACCCUGAUGCACAGAGAGGACCGGGAGUUUGAGAAGGAGACGGUGGCAGCAAGUGUGACAGAUCUGGAGAGGAACAAUCUGCGGAGGGCUAUGUACUCCAGAGAGGCCGUCAGGACUGAAGAUGAUGAUGAAGAUGGCACCCCGGGGUGGACUUGUGCGAUGGCUCCAGCAGGUGCUGCCUUCACACUCGAUCGAGCAGAGGAAUCUGUUGAGAGUGAAGACGAUGACAACCUGUCACAGGCGAUGCGUCAGCGAGCUACCAUCCCCUGGCGCUCCUGUGGCACAUACCUGUCCUCUGCCGGAGUCCUCCUGCUCGCCCUGCUCCUCCUGUCACAGCUCCUCAAACACUCCCUCAUGGUUGCCAUCGACUACUGGCUGGCACACUGGACAUCGCACGUCAUCACAGCCAAAAUAGAAGCCACGAAUCGCAACUGUACCAUAGUUCAGGGCUGUGGUUUCAGUCACUCGUGGUAUCUGUCCGUCUUCAGUGUCCUGUGCUGCCUGGGCAUCAUACUGUGUCUCGCCACCUCUGUGGCUGUGGAAUGGACAGGAGUCAAAGUGGCCAAGGAGCUCCACCACAACCUGCUCAACAAGAUCAUCGUGGCCCCCAUGAGGCUGUUUGAGACGACUCCACUCGGCAGCAUCCUCAACAGGUUUUCCACCGACACAAACACGAUCGAUCAGCACAUCCCGUCCACGCUGGAAUGUCUCUCCCGCUCCACGCUGCUGUGCGUGUCCGCCCUCGGCGUCAUCUCAUACGUGACCCCCGUCUUCCUCUUCGCCCUCCUGCCACUGGCCGUCACCUGCUACUUCAUCCAAAAAUACUUCCGAGUGGCCUCCAGGGAUCUGCAGCAGCUGGAGGACAGCACCCAACUCCCACUACUGUCCCACUUCUCAGAGACAGUGGAAGGUCUCCCCACAAUAAGGGCCCUCAGGUACGAGCCCAGGUUCAGACAUAGGCUACUGCAGUUCACCGACGCCAACAACAUCGCCUCUCUCUUCCUCACGGCAGCCAAUCGUUGGCUGGAGGUCCGCAUGGAGUAUAUAGGAGCCUGUGUGGUGCUGGUGGCAGCUGUAGCCUCCAUCACUAACUCUCUCUAUAACCAUCUGUCCACUGGUCUGGUCGGUCUGGGACUGACGUACGCACUCAUGGUGUCAAACUACAUGAACUGGAUGGUUCGAAACCUGGCUGACAUGGAGGUCCAGCUUGGCUCAGUGAAGAGAAUUAACGGCCUACUCAAAACUGAACCGGAGAACUACGAGGGGCUGCUCACAGUGUCUCAGGUCCCUGACGGCUGGCCCCGACAGGGAGAAAUCAAAAUCCAGAAUCUGAGCGUCCGAUACGACACCACACUGAAACCUGUGCUCAAAAAUGUUAACGCACACAUCAGUCCUGGCCAGAAGGUGGGGAUCUGUGGAAGGACAGGCAGUGGCAAAUCCUCGUUCUCCUUGGCCUUCUUUCGCAUGGUGGACAUGUUUGAGGGGAGGAUUGUGAUCGAUGACAUUGAUAUCGCCAAGCUGCCGCUGCAGACACUCAGGUCUCGCCUGUCCAUCAUCCUUCAAGACCCCAUCUUGUUCAGCGGCACCAUCCGGUUUAACCUGGACCCAGAGAUGAAGGCCACAGAUGAAAUGCUGUGGGAAGCUCUGGACAUUGCACAGCUGAAGCCUGUUGUGAAGUCACUUCCUGGAGGCCUCGACGCCAUCGUGACGGAGGGAGGAGAGAACUUCAGUCAGGGACAGAGGCAGCUGUUCUGUCUGGCCAGAGCCUUCGUCAGGAAGAGCAGCAUCCUCAUCAUGGACGAAGCCACGGCAUCGAUAGACAUGGCAACGGAGAGCAUCCUGCAGAAAGUGGUGAUGACUGCAUUUGCUGACCGCACAGUAGUUACUAUAGCACAUCGCGUCCACACCAUCCUGAAUGCCGACCUUGUGAUUGUGAUGAAGCGGGGAAUCAUCCUGGAGUACGACAAACCCCAGGUCCUGCUGGACACGGAGGACAGCGUCUUCGCCUCCUUUGUGCGCGCAGACAAAUAGCACACAAGACAAGAGACAAGAAAGGAGGCGUUAAUGGAAGACAUUCAAAGUGCAAUUGUCCCAUGGAAUAUAUUCUUUUUAUUUUUUAAUGGCAUUGUAUUAUAUUUGUACAUAAAAAUGUUAAUUCCUUUUGUUAAUAAAACCUAAAUUAUCUUC